AGGAGUGCGCCAACGCCCUGGGCAUGCACUCGUAUGACAUUCCAGACAAGGCCAUCACCGCAAGCUCGUCCUACGACAAAACUUCUGUUGGUCCUGAAAACGCUAGAAUUCGACAUGAGAAGAAGGGCGGAGCCUGGUGUCCACGGAGACAAAUUGAGGAGAACGUGUACGAGUACUUGCAGAUAGACUUGGGUAAACUGAUGGUGAUCACAAAGGUUGAAACUCAAGGACGGUUCGGUAACGGACAGGGUAAAGAAUUUGUCACCAAUUAUCUGCUGGAGUACCAGAGAGAGGAUGAAGGCAACUGGUUCAGGUACAGAAACAGGAACUCUGAAGAGAAAUUCAAAGGCAAUAGAAACGUUUACCUGGCAGACAUAAGAGAUGUGGACCCGCCAAUUAUCGCCAAAAGAAUCCGUUUCAUCCCAUACAGCGAGAGCCCAAGAACAGUGUGUAUGAGAGUGGAGAUGUACGGAUGUACCUGGAAUGACUCGCUGAUUUCUUAUUCAAUGCCCCAAGGUCAUCGUCGGGGUGCAGAAGUGGACCUGUUUGAUUUCACAUAUGAUGGGAUAAUUGAAGACCGGUAUUUACGAGAUGGACUGGGACAGCUGACAGAUGGAGAUGUGGGUGAGACCAACUUUAGACUUGACACUAAAAAAAUGGGGAUCAAAGGUUACGAGUGGGUUGGAUGGAAAAAUGACUCCAUGUCAAAUGAACCUGUUUCUAUUUUGUUCAAGUUUGAUUCAGUGCGGAACUUUUCUCAGGUUGUCAUACAUUCCAACAAUCAUUAUACAAAGGAUGUCCGCAUUUUCCGCCAUGCAGAAAUUUUCUACAGUAUAGGUGGCCAGUAUUUUUCCCCUCAAACCACCAAAGUGAAUUUUCAGCAGGAUGAUUAUUUUGAGAAUGCUAGGCCAGUGAUACUGAGAAUGCAGAACAAAAUUGGAAGAUUUGUACGAAUAGAUCUGUACUUCCAGGCAAGAUGGAUCAUGAUCAGUGAAGUCUCUUUCACUUCCACUGAAGCAGUUGGUAACUUCACAGAGGAAGCACCUCCCCCCACAACUCCGACACCACUGACGACAACUUCCACCAAGAAAGACAUGUUUAAUGCCUUCAGUGUGGACGGCAACACCAAGGCACACACCCCAGAUGCAGCUGAGGCUUCAGGAACUGAUGGAGCCGGCAGCUUUGAUGUUGGAGGCGAUCAUAAUGGAUACGGGUCUCGUGAUGGGCAAGGCAACAGCUCUGAAUCACACGAAGUUCCUCUCGAUGAGAAAGAAAACAAGGAAUACGAUGACGAGUACAUCAGCAUUAUCAUCGGGGCUCUGGCUGCUCUGAUAUUUCUUCUCCUGUGUGUCAUUCUGAUAUUCUUCUGUCGACACAAGCGAAGGAAGAACAAUAACAAUCGCCGUGGCCACAAACCUGUAAGCAACAGUCAUGUUACUAUCAAUCUCAAUGACUUGCGGGGAAACACAAACGGAAAGGUUUCCAAUGGAAAUAUGUACAACAGUAUUGCUACAGAUGAGGCAGAUUCUGACCGUGAUGCUGGUGGGUGUUGUAGCGGUGGAGCUGGCAGUGAAAAGUUUGCCUGUAAACCUGCAUAUAUCCAACCACAAGACAGUAUUCAAGGAUCAGAGCUGAGAGAUUACGCAGUCCCUGACAUCACCAAAUCAGGUCUUGUUGUCAACCUGCCGCCGAGAGUUUCAGCCCCCAACCAACUGGCUAUCCUGGACAAACCCCCCAACUAUGACGCUCUCUACGCUGCUGCGGAUAUCGUCAAUGUUCACGGAGGAAGUGUUCCCAGCAUGCAAGGGGUCAGUGGAAACAACGUGUAUGCUGUGCCAAAUGCAGAUCUGCUGUGUAGCAUCGACUAUACGGUGAUGGAGCUACAGAGAGAGGAUCUCAGAUUUGUGGAAGUCUUAGGAGAAGGACAGUUUGGAGAAGUUCACCUGUGUGAAGCCAUGCACGGUGAGGAGCUGAUGGUGGAUGAGUACAUGCUGAACAGGUCCUUGCCGCGUGGUCCAAUCUUGGUGGCGGUCAAGAUGCUGAGACCAAAAGCUGAUGAUCGAGCCAG
Molecule: messenger RNA, 2068 nt
Organism: Candidula unifasciata
Lineage: Eukaryota; Metazoa; Mollusca; Gastropoda; Stylommatophora; Geomitridae
Source: the annotation of a GenBank genome assembly